AAAGGAUUCCAGCAUGCUACGCAUUAAAAAGCUCUAUAUUUAGCUUCAUUAUUAUCCGAGGAACAUCUGAAAUCAUUGAGUACAGUAGAAUUGAGUUACAAAGUGGAUAGAAAUUCGAUAUUGGAUACGAUGAGUCCAGAAGACGCACACGUCGUUGAACAUAUGUGGCAUGCAGCGGAAGCUUAUCAUUUUAUGAUGUUGGCACAGCGUCAGUUACGAUUUGGUAUUACACGCAAUGCUGUCGCUACUGCAUUGCGCUUGUGCGAUUACGAUGAUAUUUUGCCAGCAGAAGAUGUAUAUAAUAUACUCGCGCUUUCCUGUUGUGCAGAUCGAUCAUUUGGUACAUGCGUCAAGGCUUUUACAAAGCUAGAAGGAAGUUUGGAGAGUAUACCGGAGUGUAGAGUUCAGGAAUAUAAGGCUCGCUGAAAGUUUUUUUCAAAGUAUACCUCUGAAGAUACCAAAAGAGAAAUGGUUAAAUGUUACGCAUGCAACUCGCCGUUACUCGAAAGUCUGCCAGCCUGUAGCAUUGUUGGUGCUCGCUUUCCAGCAUGUGUAUCAUCAGGCAAACCCAUCACUCAACCCACCAGUAAUAUUUGGAUUUGUGGCAUUUGUCAUCAUUGUGCCACCCCAGUUGAAAUCUCACGACAUCAUACCUGCCCUCUUUGUCACAGUUUGAUAAUUUCAAUGACGGUUGAAAUUUAAUUUAAAGUUCAAAGCAUUAUUUCACUUAAAUUAUUUAAAUAAAGCGCAUUUAUAUUACUAA
This is a messenger RNA of Bactrocera oleae (olive fruit fly), 763 nucleotides long. Lineage: Eukaryota; Metazoa; Arthropoda; Insecta; Diptera; Tephritidae. The record is from RefSeq and is a predicted model, not a curated record.